Molecule: messenger RNA, 3047 nt
Organism: Castor canadensis (American beaver)
Lineage: Eukaryota; Metazoa; Chordata; Mammalia; Rodentia; Castoridae
Source: RefSeq, a predicted model, not a curated record
CGCAGUCUUCCGCCUCCGUGAUUUCCGGGUGCUCCUCCGUCUUCGGUCCGGCUGGACGCUAGCGGCAUUGGGUUCCUAUUUCUUGCAUCUGACGGUGCACACGACUGCCUUUUCCCAGAGCCCAGCGGGAGGGACAUGAGUGUCCCCGGGCCACCGCCCCCGGACGGGGACCUGACAGGGCCACCCGUCAGCCUGGAGGCCGGCGAGCCCUCGCUGGGUUUAGGUGACACUUCUCCAGAUGAAGGGCUGAUAGAGGACUUGACUGUAGAAGACAAAGCUGUGGAGCAGCUGGCAGAAGGACUGCUCUCCCACUACCUGCCAGAUCUUAAGAGAUCAAAACAAGCCCUCCAGGAACUCACACAGAACCAAGUUGUAUUAUUAGAUACACUGGAACAAGAGAUUUCAAAAUUUAAAGAAUGCCAUUCCAUGUUGGAUAUUAAUGCUUUGUUCACUGAAGCAAAACACUAUCAUGCCAAGUUGGUGAAUAUAAGAAAAGAGAUGCUAAUGCUUCACGAAAAGACAUCAAAAUUAAAAAAAAGAGCACUUAAACUGCAGCAGAAGAGGCAAAAAGAAGAGUUGGAAAGGGAGCAGCAGCGAGAGAAGGAAUUUGAAAGAGAAAAGCAGUUAACAGCCAAACCGGCUAAAAGGACGUGAAAAGUUGUGUUCGUGUGUGUUUUCUUCCCCUAUCCCAUCUUCUUUGGGUUUAAGACUACUUAAGUGUAGGGUGAGGUUCAGGUAGUGCCUUAUACCAUUUUGUAUGUUUUGAAAUCCUAAUUCUGUGAUUUCUAUGCUCCAUAUCUUCAUUUUUUCCAUUCAAGAACCUUUCUUUCUAAGUAGUAGACAGAGUGUCACUUGCUUUGUAAAUGCACUUUUUCAACUUUGGCUUUAACAUUUAUUAUUUGGCCUUGAAUAAUUUGUAAACUGGAAAAUGCUUUGAUUGUUUUAAUAGUCUAGAUUCCAGGUAGUUCAAAAUUAAUAUGAGUGUUUCAGCUUCUUGAGUGUAGAUUUUAAAAGAUUCAGUUUCUUUUAUGAUAUGACCUGCCUUUUCCACAGUGCAACACAAAUUUUUGGUAAUUGCCUUUUUAAUGCUUAGUUAAGAAGGAAUGCCAAUUAUUUAAUCACACGUGCUCUUGGAAAAGAGAAAGGAUAAGCCUUUGUGAAGAACCUAAUGGAAAAAUGUAUAUGCAGGAAAUAACAGCACCUUAGACAUAGGCUGUGUGAGUGGAUGCCAGAUGAAUUCUUCUAACCAUAUAUUCUCUGUAGAUUUUGUUUGUGUUCAAAGUAGGUUGCAUCCAUUCCUGAAGUUUGGCAGGGAUAGUAGAACUGUCACUCAAAUGUGCUUGUUUAUAAUUAGUAACAAUCAUCACACACCAAGAUUUAGUUUCUGUGCUUUUAAAAACCUCUUUAAGUAGAAUGAAAUGUUACAACUAUCCACUUUAUAGAUAAUGAUGUGAUUGGUGGAAAACUAGUUAAUAGCUUCACAAAAGAGGCAGCAUGAUACCUUUAGUGUUUUCUAGAAUUUUUUCCUGAUACCAUAUGUAGGAACUUAUUAUGUGAGGGAAAUAAUACGAAGUUUCAUCAUUUCAAAUCAAGAAUAUGUUAUUCUCUUAUCUUAGUAUUAUUUAAUAUCCAGCUGGUCUCUAAUUUCCAUUAUAUAUGGACUGCAUAGAACCUGUAAAAGUAUAUAAUUUGAAUGUGCUUCUUAUAAUCCACGUUACAGUUUGGUUAGCUGGAAUCACUACCUCUGAUCACCUAUCAGGCUAAUGAUAGAGAAAGUAUUAAAGUUGAAUGCUAAGAAUAGUCUGUUUAAGGGUUUAAAUAAUUUGUUUGAAAACCCUUUUCCUCCUUUAAUGCAUGAAUUAUGGUCUCACAAUUCACUUGACUUUGACAUGUGUUUUAUAAUAUUGACUUAUUUUAUUUGAAAAAGCUAAGAGUUACCCUCUGUCACUUGCUAAAACUUCCUCCGGCAGGAUUCAUGAGGACUUGCAGGACAAUGUCACCUAAACUGCUGAGUGUGCUUACCUGUAAUAUGAUGCCCGACACAGAAGUGCAUUGGUUCUCAGAGACUGAGGACCAACCGCCUUGUUUACAAUGCUGGUUCCUGGACACCACUUCUCAGUCUAUUGAAGUAAAUCUAUUUUUGUUUGUUUUGCUUUAUUUUAAUUUUUAAAGUUUCCUUUGUGGCUACAAUGCAUCUUAUAAAGAUGAGAAUCACAGGUCUAGUUGCCAAGGGCAAGGUUUCCCACACUAUGCUGCAUGUAAUUUUCACUUGGGAACUUUAGAAAAGCACAGACAUUCUGAAUUCUUACUCAUUAGUUAUGAUGUGGAGUCCAUAUAUUUUUUUACAAUGCUCCCCAGAUAAUUCUGAUGCAAGGAAAUAGUGGUGUAGACUAUCUAGUGAUUUAUAUUUGUAAGCAGUGAAAUAGUUUAAAAGCACCCAGUAACUUUUGCUGAUAAGAAAUAAAUUCUAAAUUGCUGCUUUUGAUAUACAGUCAGAUUUAAGACUAAACCCUAGCAGGCAGGAAAUACAGAAUUCUUGACCUGUAUUAAAAUGAAUCAUGUUUAUUGAAUGAAUAGCAAGGCACAUACACUUUUAGUAUUAUGUUGCUUAAGUUUUAAAUACUUGUACAAAUGUCAAAGCAAGUAUAUAUUAGCAUUCUCUAUUUAAGGUCACUGGUAAAUCCUAAAUACUCUUUGUAAUUAAAAUCUAAAACUUAGUUGUAUUUCAGUAACAUUGAAACAUAUUAACUAAUUGUGAAACCUUUACGGUUAGUCUUGCUAUAUUUUCACAAAGUAGAGAAUUGGUUUGAAAAAAUUGCCUUUGCUUUGAAACUAUGAAAUAUGUGCUGAACUGAAAUGGUGGUUCAUUUUGUUUACUUUGCAGUAAGUAUCAUGUAAACAUGCAGAAGUUGAAUGUGAUAUAGAUUGUGUCCACAGUAAUUUUUUGAGUGGGUGCAGUUUAUAAAUAUACCAAUUAUAUACCCUAAUACCUUUGUCUGAUUUUGGUCUUGUAAAAUGAGGGCUACUUUUUAUGCAUUUAAUAAAAA